Molecule: messenger RNA, 1939 nt
Organism: Magnolia sinica
Lineage: Eukaryota; Viridiplantae; Streptophyta; Magnoliopsida; Magnoliales; Magnoliaceae
Exons: 5
Coding region: 14-367 (117 amino acids)
Biological process (GO): protein catabolic process; proteolysis; transmembrane transport
Cellular component (GO): mitochondrial matrix
Molecular function (GO): ATP binding; ATP hydrolysis activity
Source: RefSeq, a predicted model, not a curated record
GGGUGCUUUGGUCAUGGAUUCUUUUCUGGGUAAUUUUCAGGAAGCCAUAUUUACAAUGAAUCCUGAAACCACACAGAUGGAGAUGCUCUUUUGCUCCACUGUGGUUGGGCUUCCUUUCUUGAUUCCACCCAUGCUUUUAACGGGAGAGCUGUUCACAGCCUGGAAUUCCUGCUCUCAGGUUGACACGAAGGAUAUUCUCUUCAUAUGCGGUGGUGCUUUUCUUGACUUAGAAAAGACAAUCUCAGAAAGGCGUCAAGAUUCUUCUAUAGUGUUUGGAGCCCGGGUACGUGCAAACAUGAGGGCUGGUGGUCUAACAAAUGCUGCUGUGACAUCAUCUCUACUAGAAUCAGCACUCAGACAUUGGUGAAGCUGAAUUUUCUAAAUUCCAUUCUGGUACCAAACGUGGCGAUAUUGUUGGUGUCACUGGAUUUCCAGGUUGGUUGGUUUUCAUUUAUGUUCUUCAAUUCUAGCUAGCAAAACUUUUCCUGUAUCUUAUCCUUUGGGUAUUGGCUGUACUUGCAUGUCAAAAUAUUGAUUUCUUCCUUUGUAAACAGUGACACUUGAGCUUUGUAGGAGAAAGUGGAUCACUGAUUAUGUUAGACUUUUGGUAUUUGCAAAGGAGUGGAAAGCAGCAGCAAUGUGUUCAAAGUCUUUUGAAUAAAAGUUCAUCUAUAUUGUGAUAAGCUAAAUAUUUUGUUUCCACAAGUGCGUAGCAUGGCUAAUGAUAUGUUGGAUGCAUGAGCCACCCAAAGUAUGGAUUUGGGAGUCUACUAGGGGGCAUCUAAGAAUGGUGAUUAAUGAACUUCCUCUCCCAGAAUGUGCGUGGUUUGGAGCAUAAAGAUAGGAUGCUAAUCCUUAUGACUGUUGGUCAGGGAAAGGAAAAUUGACGUGAUGAUGAUUUAGGAAAUGUAAUGGGUAAAAGAUCUGGUGAUAUGCUAAAAUUUCCAACAUUUGUGGUAGGAAAAUGAUUUUUUUUUUUUUUUUUGGGUAAUACUUGUAUGCUUUGAUGAAGUACCCAAGCAAAUCUCUAUCUUUUCUGUUGAUGCAAAUCAGGGUGGAAUUGGUCUGGCUGGCUUGUCUGCUGAGGAUCUAAUUGUCUGGCUGUCUUGGAAAAUGAUAGGAUCUAAUUGAUGCAAAUCUUUUCUGUUAUGAUCAUAUUGGAAAAUGAUCCUGCAAAUAUUUGGAAGGAUCCAAUAUGCAAAUCUUUUCUGUUAUGAUCAUAUCCAAGGGAGCUGCUCGCAUGUCUGGCUGUUUGCUUGUUUCUUUUUGCCAAUUGUCUUUAUUUGAUGGAAGUGGUCUUCAUGUAUGUAGGGUAGUUGUGCUACACCAAAAAUCAGGCCUUUCAAACUCUCGAGUGGGCUCCACCUGUUAGAUGGGCUACAAGAUGUCACUGCUCCUCAUCAAACGACUUCCGCCAAAGGUUGCUACUCUCAUUUGUUAGCAGUUACAGAGGCAUAAACUGUGUGCAUAGAUUUUUUAUGUGGGUUAGGGAUGGAUUGGUUUGUUGCAUGGAAGGGAAAAAAAGUUUGCAUUUGAGAUGGGUUUUCUGAAAAGAAAAAAGUUCUACACAUUGUUACUUGCUUCAUGAUUAUCAUUUCAUUGUGGUUAUACUAUAGUCGAUUCAUGAACUGUUGUUCAAUUUAAUAAUCUUUCUAUGCAUCCAUGUUGGAUAUGAUGUGCUAAAAAAACACUUGGCUCAUAUACUACCUUCAUUUCUUCUGUGAAGAUUCCACAACAAGCAAUUGGGGCAACCAUCAAGCAUCACAUUUGCCAAAAAAAUGGGUCUAAUGUAAGUUCUAAUAGUCCAAAUACCCACCCUUGUGACUUUGGUGCUGCUUAUUAUAAGAAUAUUAUAUGACAUGGUUUUGCGUCAUGUGAAAUCAUGCUUCUAUCACAGUGAACAUUGUUAGUUUUUUUUUUUUCCUCGUGAAAUUGAAAG